Messenger RNA from Anolis sagrei ordinatus, 1626 nucleotides. Its product is annotated as POU domain, class 5, transcription factor 1. Lineage: Eukaryota; Metazoa; Chordata; Lepidosauria; Squamata; Anolidae. Gene Ontology annotation, molecular function: DNA-binding transcription factor activity, RNA polymerase II-specific; RNA polymerase II cis-regulatory region sequence-specific DNA binding. Gene Ontology annotation, biological process: regulation of transcription by RNA polymerase II. The record is from RefSeq and is a predicted model, not a curated record.
AUGGCGGGCCACCCGGGCUACUCUUUCCCGGUCCAAAGCCGUCUCAACCACCUCCCAAUGGGGCCUCAUUCAGAACCGGGGCCUCCCUUUGUGCCCGAGGCUUACAACGGGUUCAAGCCAGACUACGGGCCCCAAAGCGGGCUCUUGGAGGUCCCUCCAGGUGGAGGCGAGGCGCCCCGGAACUUCUUCUCCUUCUCAGCCGGAGGGGAGGCUUGGACGCACCCUGCCGGGGUGGCCCUGAGUCCCUACGGGGGUCCCCCGCCUUUGGCCGGGGAAGCCAAGGGCCCUGAGGUCAGGCUGGAGGCGCAGUACGGGCAGCCCAACGAUGGGGCCCGCUACUACUACAUGGUGGGCCCCGACGGCGCAGGAACAGCAGCAGCAGCCUCCUCCUCCUCUCCAGGCUAUGGGCCCCAGCCCUCCUGCAGCCCCAGCAGCCCCGCGGGAAGCAGCGCCAGCAGCACCGGCACCAGCGUCAGCAGCAGCCCCCCAAGCAGCCCCCACAGCCACGGGAGCCCCAGCCCCAGCGAAGAGGGCGCCUCCCGGGAAGGGGCCCAGGAAGGCGGCGGCGGAGGCGGAGGAGGGGAGGAGGACGCCCAGGAUACAACCACAGCACAAAUGGAACAAUUUGCCAAGGAACUGAAGCACAAAAGGAUCACAAUGGGCUUCACCCAGGCAGAUGUAGGACUGUCCCUGGGAUUGUUGUAUGGAAAAAUGUUCAGCCAGACCACCAUCUGCCGUUUUGAAGCUUUGCAGCUCAGCUUCAAGAACAUGAGCAAGCUGAAACCACUUCUCCAGCGUUGGCUGCAAGAAGCGGACAGGAAUGAGAACUUGCAGGAGCUAUGCACCAUGGAGUCAGCCAUGAUCCAGGCUCGGAAGCGCAAGCGUACCAGCAUCGAGAACACUGUGCGGGGUGCCCUUGAGGCUUACUUCCGACACUGCUCCAAGCCCAGCCUCCAGCAGAUUGCUCAGAUUGCUAGUGAACUUGGCCUGGACAAAGAUGUUGUCCGCGUCUGGUUCUGCAAUCGUCGCCAGAAGGGCAAGCGCAACAUAGGAUCCAGCCCUCGGGAAGAGAUCAAUGCUUUUGGCCCCCAUGGCUCCCUCCAGGCUCCCUCCCCAGGGCUUGGAGCAGCUCAUCACCAGCUGGGCCCAGCACCCCAGGGCUUCAGCUCCCCUGCCUUUGCUGCCUUUUAUCUGCCCACCUACCACGAUGGAGACCACUUUGUCCCUGCCAACUCUGGCUCUGCAGUCAUGGGCCACCCUAUGCAUUCUAGCUGAAGCGCUCUCUUAACAAGCCCCCCCUCCUAAGUUUUGAGGAAGAGGAUGGUCCUCCGGCCACUUCCUGCUGGUCUUUUGAAGGAAAGGGGGGUAACCUGGAGGAGGGGGUGUAGUUUGGGGUCUCUCUUUUUAAACAUAGUUAAGGAUAACCAGACUCCUUUUUGAAAGCGACCUCUUUUAGAUGUGAUUUGUAAUCAGGAUUUUAAGUUGAUCACUCAGUUGUGUUCCCAAAAUGAAACACGUCAAGAAGUCACAGCCAUUUAAAAAUAUAUAUGUAUGAGCUUUCAUUUUCUUAGAGCCCUUGAUAUGUGUGGUCUGCCGUUCUAUCAAUAGCUAUAGAAGUUAAGGAGA